Molecule: messenger RNA, 1533 nt
Organism: Aspergillus melleus
Lineage: Eukaryota; Fungi; Ascomycota; Eurotiomycetes; Eurotiales; Aspergillaceae
Exons: 1
Coding region: 532-1533 (333 amino acids)
Source: RefSeq, a predicted model, not a curated record
GACGAUGCCAUUCCUGAGUAUGCACGUCCUUGUAGCAACAUACAACCCUGGAUUGGCCAUCAUCAAUUUUCCACAGCCAAGACGAAUAUCAUAUCCUUUGUUCAUGCCAGCCAAAGUAUGAAUAGUAACCGGCCCCGCCCCCACAAUGGACCUCGUACCUGACAGACACGAGCCAAUCUUUAAGCAGUCAAAGUCUAAUCCCCAGAUUGAUCAGCCAUCAGCUCUUCCUAUCGGGGCUAGUCGACGGCCCGUAUACGAGCCGGCCCCAAACAUAGUAUCCCUUAUAGGAAGCAACUCGCGUGCCAUGCAGAUCUGAAAGUAGAAGUGCAGAAGUAUAAAGAUGGAAAUGCGAGGGCGAAAUGUAGAAUACGAACUUGGCAUCUGUAUGUACGCCCCUUUGCACUUAAUCAAGCCAUUGUAAUGCAAUACUUGUUCACUCUAUAUAAACCCCGUCACCAUUUUCUCAAUCCCCCCUCUCAUCAAUUCAUCCUUGAAACAUAACUACCUACGACUCACGUUCACACCCACCAAAUGCACUUCUCAACACUCACCAACCUAAUCCUCCCCCUAACUCCCCUCCUCUUCCUCCCCCAAACACACGCCUCCCACCUCGCCAUCGCCGACCAAAAAUCCCAAACCAUCCGUGUCUUCCCCCGCUCCGCACCCAGCUGGACCCAAUCGACCAUCCACUGGGAAUUCGACCCCUCAGGAGCCAACAGCCUCUUCACCAGCACCAACCCCUGGCACGACGUAUCCGACGUGCGGAUCCGCAAAACCGCAAAACACGGAUGGGUCGCACUGGUCGCCGCGUCGCGCGGAAUGGUCGGCAUCGUGGAUAUCCAGAAAGGACGGCCCCGGACGGGGGUGCAGGAUGUGCUGUGGUCGGCGUACACGGGGGGAAAUCCGCAUGCGAUCGAGCGGAUUCCGUACGUGGGGGGACUCGUGGUGGCGAGUUCGCAGAGUCAUGCACUUACGUUGUAUGCGCCUGUUGGGGACGGGGGUGUUAGUGAUUAUGCGAGGGUGAGGAAGGUGGCGACGUAUGAGGUGGAGGGUGCGCAUGGAGUGUUGUGGGAUCCGAAUGGGGGUGAGGAUCCCCGGGAUGGGUUUCUGUGGGCGAUUGGGAAAGGGUAUCUGUAUAAGUAUAGGGUGGUGGGGAAGGGGGAGGAUUUGAGGUUGGAAAGGCUGGCUGGGAAGGAAGGGAAGAUUGAGUUGCCUGGGACUGGGGCGCGGAAUGGUCAUGAUUUGUCGGCGAGCUAUGCGCAUGAGGAGCUCUUGUUGUUGACGCAUACGAGCGCGGCGUAUAGUUAUAACAAGACGAGUGGGGAGUUUGAGAUGCUGAUGAACAUGACGAAGCUGAAGUCGUUGGUGCAGGAUGAGUCGGGGGAGUAUGUGUGGGUGCGCGGUGCGAAGAAUGAGAUGGGACAGUAUGUGUCGUUCAGUGAGGAGGGGGAUCCGGAGGUGGAAGAGGAUAAGAGGGGAUGGGGGGAUGCGGAAUUUUACAAAGCGAGGAUCUAUGAUCCUGCAUACUAUUGA